This is a messenger RNA of Prosopis cineraria, 1911 nucleotides long. RefSeq names its product magnesium transporter MRS2-I. The record is from RefSeq and is a predicted model, not a curated record. Gene Ontology annotation, molecular function: magnesium ion transmembrane transporter activity. Gene Ontology annotation, biological process: magnesium ion transport; transmembrane transport. The transcript has 11 exons. The coding region runs from base 378 to 1559 and encodes 393 amino acids. NCBI's taxonomy places the organism in Eukaryota, Viridiplantae, Streptophyta, Magnoliopsida, Fabales, Fabaceae. Gene Ontology annotation, cellular component: membrane.
GUCAACCUUCAUCACGUGCCGCCAUCGUUUCUCUCUGAGGGUCAACCGGUCAAGUAUGACGCCCCGCACCAGAAGCCAAACCCACUCCUCAACUCUUUCGAAUUUCUGGCAAUCAAACAAAUUCAAUUGAAGUCAUAACCGUUUGUUUUAAUUCCCGAAUUGUAAAAAAGAAGAAAAAGGGUGUCUUUUCCCCCGCAUUUUAUAGGAAUCUGAUUCCCGGGUGUUGUCUUCUGACACUUUAAUACGAUUUUACGUAAUCGAAUGCCGAUACGCAUUAACUGUUUGUGAAAAUGCGUGAAGGGCUAUAAGUAAUUUUGUCUGUGUUUAUUGUUGUCCUUAAAUUCGGGGAUGUGAUUUGAGGCUAGGAAUGGUCAGACAUGGCUCGGGACGGGAGCGUUGUGCCGGCCGACCCGCAGGCUCUGGUGGCUGUGAAGAAGAAAACGCAGUCAUCAAGGAGUUGGAUUCUUUUCGAUUCCACAGGUCAGGGCUCCAUUCUCGACGUCGACAAGUAUGCCAUCAUGCAUCGAGUUCAGAUUCAUGCUCGUGAUCUUCGGAUUCUCGAUCCUCUACUCUCCUACCCGUCUACGAUACUGGGUCGAGAAAAAGCUAUUGUUCUUAACUUGGAGCAUGUCAAAGCAAUUAUUACUGCUGAAGAGGUUUUGCUGAGAGAUCCAACAGAUGAAAAUGUGGUCCCUGUUGUUGAGGAACUUCAAAGACGAUUGCCUGAUGCAAGUUCCAAUAAUGUCCAAAGAGGAGAACGUAAGGAGUAUUCUGCUGGACAGUUUGACAUUGAAGCAGCUGAGGAAGAUGAGUCACCCUUUGAAUUCCGUGCCCUGGAGGUGGCUUUAGAGGCCAUUUGUAGUUUCCUUGCAGCACGUACAACAGAAUUGGAGAUGGCUGCUUAUCCUGCAUUGGAUGAACUUACCUCCAAGAUUAGUAGUCGUAAUUUGGACAGGGUUCGUAAACUAAAAAGUGCAAUGACUAGACUGACUGCUAGGGUUCAAAAGGUUAGAGAUGAACUUGAACAAUUACUGGAUGACGAUGAUGACAUGGCUGACCUAUACUUGUCAAGAAAGCUAGGCUCAUCUUCCCCAGUUAGUGGAUCAGGUGUUGCCAAUUGGUUUCCUGCCUCCCCCACCAUUGGAUCUAAGAUAUCCAGAGUGAGUAGGGCAAGUGUGGCAACAAUGCGUGGUGAUGAAAAUAAUGUGGAGGAACUUGAAAUGUUGCUGGAGGCAUACUUCAUGCAAAUUGAUGGAACAUUGAACAAAUUAUCCACGCUCCGGGAGUACAUUGACGAUACAGAAGAUUAUAUCAAUAUUCAGCUUGACAACCAUCGAAAUCAGCUAAUCCAGUUAGAACUGUUUCUGAGUUCAGGAACUGUCUGUCUGUCUGUCUAUUCUUUGGUGGCUGCAAUAUUUGGCAUGAAUAUCCCAUACACGUGGAAUCACCAACAUGGUUACAUGUUCAAAUGGGUAGUUAUUGUUACGGGCUUAUUCUGUGCAAUUAUGUUUGUCUGUAUAAUUGCCUAUGCUCGUAAAAAGGGGUUAGUAGGAUCGUGAAACAUUGAUCAAUAUACGGGAAAUGUGUUGGGUAUAAAUCAAGAACACCUACAUACUGUGUGGUGAUCAUUGGUGAGAGAUUUUCUUUUUUUAUUGGAGGUGAUUCAAGAUUUUGUUCUCGAGUAUAAUAAAUGUUGAAGGAUCCAGUGAGAGCUAUCCAACCUCCCUAGGAAUAUGGGUUCAUAAAUUGAUAUAGACAACUUUUUUUUUGUCCUGGCACUAACAAGGCUUGAAUUCGGAGUCCAAGUUAUGAAUUCAGGUUGAGUUGAAUUGUUGAUAGUCAUUGCAUUGUAUACUUUGAAUAUACACUAUUUUAAUUAAGCAUAAAAAAUGGGUCCAUUAACGAGUGAAA